GGGGGCGGGCGCCCUAUCUGCUGGAGUGUGCACCUGCCGCAGUUUGGUAGAGACGGGAGCAGUAAGGAAGCUGCAGGAAUUAAAUCCUUGCGACAAAUUCAUAGACGGGUUUAGAUAAAGUGACUCGCGUUAUACAGUUUAUCGGCGGGGAAAAUGUUAACAAAUGUGUAAGUUAUUCGCCACAAGUUAACUUUAGUAUAUGAAGCAAGAACUUGUACAUUUGGACUUAGUACCAGACUAUCAAAGUGUUGGAGCUGAAAUUCGGUUGGUUAAGAUAUUCAAAGACGCAUAUACUUGGAUUUAAAACGGUGACUCGUUUGGAUUCAAUAUGCAGGUAAUGUUUGCUCCAUUGUCUGACACCUGGACGACACACAACGUUUGACAUUGCAGUCGCUGGAGCAAGCCAAGAAGAUCCCGGAUAUCGCUGUGAAUUUAUAAUUGUUUUCUAUCUUCUGAUGUCCCUGAACUUAAACUGAUAAACCGUCUUGUGGUACACAUUGUGAGGAGAAAAGCAGUAAUAGCCAUCUUUCCAGGGCACGCUGAUAUGUGGAAGAGCAAGCCAUUUACCUGGGCCAGAGGCUCCUGUUCAAUUCUGACACUCUGUGUGCUGAUCAGCAGAGCUGGUACUGUUGAAGGAAAUAAUCUGAAGGAAAGUGGUAUAUCAAAAUCAGACAGUCCCUGUAACCAUCCCCCCAAGUUCCUGGCACCUUCAAAAAAUGAGACCUACAAACUUUCCUUUGGAUCCUGGUUCGUGUUGAAUUGUACAGUGAAAUUACCCUACGAUCAGAAUUUGUGUGACCCAAGUAUCCAGUGGAUUAAGGACCAGCAGGUGAUCACCAACAGUAGUAAAUAUACCCAGACUGAUGAGACCAGGCUUAAUGUUUCAGAGAAGAUUCUCUCCAGCUUUCUGAAUGUCAGCUUGACUGAUGAGGCUGAUUAUGGGAUCUUCACCUGUCUCAUAAGAAAAGAGUCCAUGACCUUCACACUGGAAAAAGCAAUUGUAGAUGUUGCCAGCCAUGUUCCAGCGGUACUGGGUGCCCUCCUGGUGCUUGUUGCAUUGCUGCUGGCUGGAUUGCUGUAUGUGAAGUGCAGAUUGGAUUUGCGGCUCUGGUACAGAAACAAAUACGAAGAGUUUGAAGUCAACGAUGGUAAGCUAUAUGAUGCUUACAUUUCCUAUGUGUCUUCUGAUGAUGACCGGAAAUUUGUCAACUUCAUCCUGAAGCCACACUUGGAGAACCGAUACAGAUAUAAGCUACACUUGGAUGACUGUGAUAUCCUGCCGGGGUCAGAGCCCUCUGCAGAGCUAAUAAUGAACAUCAGUCGCUGCCGCCGUCUGAUCGUGGUGCUGAGCAAGGCGUAUCUGGAGCAGGACUGGUGCAGACUGAACUUCAGGGAAGCCCUCUGGAAUCUACUGGAUCUCUCCAGGAAGCCCAUCUUUAUCAUGUUUGAAAACCACUACAGAGAACUGUCUCACCCUGCCAUACAACUUCUUAAAGCACAGGGGAAAAACAUCACUCUCCUGCUCUGGACUUCUACAUCAAUGACCCCCUCCUCUGAAUUCUGGAAAGAGUUACGAUUGCUCUUGCCUCGGAACCUACCUCAGCGAAAUGUCAUGGCCGAUCCCCAGACUCGACUCCAGGAUGAUAAGGAUCCUAUGCUGAUCCUCAACCCGGAUUACCUGGACUGCAGAUCUGACCCUGACCCUGAAGGAGAUCUGGGAGUGCGGACACCAAUUUACAAAGGGCCACCUCCGCCUGUAUCAGCCCUUCCUAGUAUACCAAAGACUAAUCCCAGUGUGGAAUUUCCUUGUGAGGAUACUGAUAGAGGUGAAGUAGAUAUUGCAGAUCUGGGAUCUCGAAAUUAUGGAACAAGAACAGAUUUCUAUUGCCUUGUAUCUGAAGAAGAUAUUUGACUGAGGGCAAUCAUUAGUACAUAACAACAGGGAACUAUUCUUUACAGCUCCUUAAAUUUGCAGCACAUAUUUUUGAAUACAUUUGAAUCUUAUCUUUUGUGAAGUUAUGAGAUAGGUUACUAUUAAUUUUAUAAAUGAAUGUCAGAUGGAAAUUGAUAUAUUCAAUCUGAAUUAUCAUGUACUCAAUGAUUGGAUUCCUGUUUCAUCAUAUCAGUGCUUGUAAAGGCUGGGAUUCUACCCAUUUAAAACAGGUUUUUCUUUGCAAAGACUAUGCAUGCUUUGAAAUAAGGUGAAUGUUAUUUCAUCAUAUCCAUUUUCCACUGGUGAAAUCCAUUAGAAAAUGCCAGUCUCAAUUUGUGGUCAUAUUUGGAGUUUCCCAUAACUUUGUCUGGUCUCCUCCAUCAAUCUAUGUUAUUUAUGAUCAUUGAGGGAGGAUUGGUAUCUAUCUUUGCUCACCUGAGGGUAUAGACUGGAGGAUCUUAUGGGGUUGUCUUCUAAGGUAUAUAGAGAGCCUCAUCCAAAAGUUCAGGAUGUGCAGAGUGACUGAUGAGGGUUACUUUGACUGCUUACCACUUUGCAGAACCAUGAUGCACACACAAGUGAUAGUGAAGUGGAUUAUGUGGUUUAGUAACCAUUGGACACAACCUUCAUUUGUUUCAUCAACACAGUAAGAUCACUUCAUGCUCAUGCAAUCCAGUUGAUGAGCUACCUAAUUUAUUGGGGACAAUAGAUUGAGACAUUUGAUCUGCUGAUAUGGGGCUAGUUAUCACCGCAAUGAAAAUAUAGCAUUCCACAGAAGCCAAGAGAAAGAAUGCUUUGCUAAUGUCUCUGGUUUACCAGUGUAAGACAAAGGUAGAGAAAGCAGUAAUGCAUGGAAGUUUCUUCUGUUAGAAUAUUAGGCAGAAUCUGAUACCAUCCAGUUGUACUAUUCUGAAUAGUGGCAGUACAUCUCAGUUUUGUGUUAAGCCUGAGAAGGAACUUCUGUAAUACACUUUAAGGUCAAAUUGAUCAACUCUGAUCAUGCUGUUGGAGAAAUUUAUCUGUCCAGCUUUGAAUUUUAUUGCUGAUUUUUUUUUUUAACUUACUUGUUUAGCUUGUGCAGUGGGAGAGAGAACUGCACCUUGUUUGAAGAUGCCAUAACCAUGUUUGGAUUGUAUACCAGUUGUGCCUUUGCAAAUUGUGGAUAAGUGACUUACACUCCAAUUUCUGUAAGAGAUUAAACUUGUGUAGUGUGGUUUCCUAACAGAAUGCAAGCACAGACCAGAUCAAUUGGCAGCUAAAAAAUGGUUGAUGCUCAGGUUGGAAUUCUGCAAUGCAUUGUGUUACUUACCAUUAACUGCUCAGCAUUUCUUGUCUAUUACAUUCUAAUCACUGCUGAAUUUACAUAGGUCAGUCAUUUAAAUUGUGGACAAUAAUUGUCAAAGGAUAAUUCAAUUUCCUCAGGUACGUACUUACAACUUUACAAAAUAAAGUGAUAGAACCACAGAGCCAGCCAAAAUUGGUAUUACUUGAUUUUCUCCCUACACCUAAACACAGGUUACUUUUUGGUUCUCAGUGACUCCACUCUCUUCAAACUAUCCUUUUAAAAUCUUUGGAUUUGCUUUGAAAUUUACUCAAUUUUUUUUUUAAAUGCCCCCUUUGGUUUAGUUUCCCUUUUACGUUCAGUAUGCUCAGGUUUUCUAGUAACUUUAGCCAUCAGUGUCUGACACAAAUUUGUC
Pristis pectinata (smalltooth sawfish) is the source of this 3630-nucleotide messenger RNA. RefSeq names its product single immunoglobulin and toll-interleukin 1 receptor (TIR) domain (gene sigirr). The record is from RefSeq and is a predicted model, not a curated record. Gene Ontology annotation, biological process: signal transduction. Bases 545 to 1912 code for a protein of 455 amino acids. NCBI's taxonomy places the organism in Eukaryota, Metazoa, Chordata, Chondrichthyes, Rhinopristiformes, Pristidae. The transcript has 9 exons.